AUGAAUAAAAAAUUAGCAAACACAUAUAACUAAAUAUCUGAUGUUUUUUCGAGAGCAUAAAUUAAGAAUGCUGUUGAAUCUCUUGAUAAUUAUCAAGAUAGACUUAAAUUAAUUGAUUCAAUUAUUGACAGAAGAUAAGAAAUUAUAUAAGCAAAUGAAAUUACAAAAUAUGCACAUAUAUUUAGAAGGAUGAUUUAGAGAUACAGGAAUAAAAAAUAAGACUAAGCUGCUAAUUAAAGAUUAUAAAUGUAAAUGGUCAUGAGUCUAUUUGCUCCAAAUGGAAAAUAAUCUUCACCAAAACAUUUAUUAAAAAAUCUAGAAUAAAAAAGAGUUGAUCCACAAUAACUAAAAAUUAAAGACAUAUCAGUAUAACGUAGAGAUGCAGUAUAAUUUAAAAUGAUUCGAUCUUCAAGAGUAGCCAAUUUAAAUACUCAGAAAAAGUAUUUUAACUAGACAGAUAAUUCUAAAGGAGGUUGUCGAUAUUCAAGUAGAACUUAAAGAUUUUUAAGUUCUAUUGAUCCAGAAGAACAAUAUUAAGAGAAGGAAUUAUGUUUAUUAAGUUUAGAUGAUCAAGAAAGUAAAUCAUUAUAGAGUAAGAUAAAAUAAAGUGUAAUUCUUAAAACAAGAAUAAACAUUCAUCAAAAUACUAAAGUAUGAAAUUCUACUUACUUAAGGAUAAUGAAAAUGCUCUCAAAUUAUUUUCAAAGUAACAUAGCACCUUAUCUAAAAGAUAAUAUAAACCAGUAUCAUAACCAUAACUUACAGAUAAUUUUGAGAAAGAAUAAGAAAUGCAAAAAUACGAGCAAAUUUAAAAUCUUAUUAGUUAAGAAGGAUCUUAUUUAUCGUACUCUGAAAAUCGUCUAAAUUAGUUAUACAAAAAAUCAUAACAAAUUUAGACAACUUAAUCAAAAAGUUAACAUAAUCAAAAACUAAUUAAAACUAAUAAAGAAAUUAUUGAAAUAUCAAAAAUUAAAUUAUCACCUUAGAAUCAUUGA
Molecule: messenger RNA, 995 nt
Organism: Paramecium sonneborni
Lineage: Eukaryota; Ciliophora; Oligohymenophorea; Peniculida; Parameciidae
Source: the annotation of a GenBank genome assembly